Psilocybe cubensis is the source of this 522-nucleotide messenger RNA. RefSeq lists its product as uncharacterized. NCBI's taxonomy places the organism in Eukaryota, Fungi, Basidiomycota, Agaricomycetes, Agaricales, Agrocybaceae. Gene Ontology annotation, biological process: proton motive force-driven ATP synthesis. Gene Ontology annotation, molecular function: proton transmembrane transporter activity. The record is from RefSeq and is a predicted model, not a curated record. Bases 1 to 522 code for a protein of 173 amino acids. The transcript is spliced from 6 exons.
AUGGCGUCAAAAGCAGCAGCCGUUGCGGUAGAUUUCACCCGCAUCUACUCAUCUCUUGGCCUCGGAAAGGAGACCAUCUCCGCCCUCCAAGCUUUCCGCAAGCGCCACAGCGAGGCCCAGCGACUGUCGCAUGCCUUCGCCAGCCAACCCACCACCGUUAACUUCGACCACUACCGCUCCGUUCUCAAGAACCAGGCCAUCGUUGACGAGGCCGAGAAGCUUUUGAAGGAUUUCAAGCCUGUAACUUAUGAUGUGAACUCCCACAUCAAGGCCAUCGAGACUUUCGAGGCUACCGCUGUCGCCAAGGCCAAGGAGACAGAGGAGAAGAUUGACAUUGAGCUUCAACAACUCCAGGAGACUCUCGACAACAUCGAGCAAGCUCGUCCCUUCGACCAGCUUACCGUCGAUGAUGUGGCAAAGGCUCACCCUCGCAUUGUUGAGACCGUGGAGACUAUGCUUAAGAAGGGCAAAUGGACAGUUCCCGGAUACAAGGAGAAAUUCGGAGACCUCAACCUUAUGUAA